UCAGGCUUCUCUCUGUAUAUAUGUACAAGUACUGAAGUACCUUAUACCGAAGUUCUGCAAGGUUAGGUGACAAAAAUGCUUUUGGUAUACACUAGCUGUGUUUCGAUAUUUUGCCAGUACUGGAAAUCUAAACACAUGUGACGUGAAAUCGCAGAUUUCUAUAUUAUAUUUCUCUAAUAUAGAAAUCUGUGCGUGAGAUUCUUUUACAUCUAAUGAGCGAUAAAGUGCACGAGUGGUGUUUCUGAACGCAGUGCAUCACAACAUUUAAUAACAACGCUUUGUAGUUGGUUCCAACUACAAAAUUGUAGACGCUGGAAUACGAGCGAUAAAUGGAAGUCAUCAUAUGAUUCUCCUUAAAAAAAAACUUUGUUCAGCGGCAUGUGAAAUUUUAUCUUUACAGAUAAGAUCUAAUUUCGCCUAAAAUUGAGUUAGACGCAAUACCGAAACAAAAGAAAAAAUAUAGUGCCAUGAUGGAUCUUGGGAAACAACAAGUGUUUGAAGUAGGAAAUAUCGAUGAAAAAAUUGAUCUUUCAUUGCCUCCUACUUCGGGGGAAGAAUAUAUCAAACGAGUAGUAAUAGAAGCCCAGAGUUGUGCGGACACAGUUGUAGCUGAUUUAGAUACAUCAAUUAUUAAAAAAAUACCAAUAAGUUAUUGUAAACUUUUACCAGGAUGUGUCGAAGCACCAUCAGGUCUCAGCCCAACAUUAGAAUGGCAACAACUUCAAGUUUCCAAUUUUUCUGAUGUAAGACUAUAUGUGAGCCAAUUGAAAAAUGAAGUAAAAACAAAUAAACGCAAGUGGACAGCAUCUUCUAUUAAGCUGCCAGACAUAAAGGAUCAGCAAGGUUGGAUCAAAUUUUGUAACGGUGGAGUGGUGGAUCCCACAUUGGAUAUUGUAUUUUGUUUCACUCAAGCACUCGCGGAACAAUUGCUGGAGUAUCUGACGGAGUGGGUGGAAACUGAGAGAAUACUAUCUUACCAUAUAGGCCAGUGGAUCUAUGCUUUACUUGUUAUCUUGGAGGAACCGUUAUUUCCCGAUACAUGCUUUACUUUACGCUCGCUAGCACGAGUGUGUUCAGCUCUUCGCGCUGAACAACGUCUCCCGUUCACGUAUGACUCAGACUUAAGGGCGCUAAAUCUAUUCAUCUGUCUGGUGGCGAGGUACUUCCGUCAGUUGGACCUGGCAGAUCAUUGACAUAUCUUUUGUCAUA
Molecule: messenger RNA, 1209 nt
Organism: Pseudomyrmex gracilis
Lineage: Eukaryota; Metazoa; Arthropoda; Insecta; Hymenoptera; Formicidae
Gene: Gem2
Product: gem-associated protein 2-like
Exons: 6
Coding region: 468-1193 (241 amino acids)
Biological process (GO): spliceosomal complex assembly; spliceosomal snRNP assembly
Cellular component (GO): nucleus; SMN complex; spliceosomal complex
Source: RefSeq, a predicted model, not a curated record